Molecule: messenger RNA, 1951 nt
Organism: Ichthyophthirius multifiliis
Lineage: Eukaryota; Ciliophora; Oligohymenophorea; Hymenostomatida
Exons: 5
Source: RefSeq, a predicted model, not a curated record
UUAUUCAAAUUAACAAGAUAAAAAAAAUAAUCAAUAAAUAUAAUAAAAUAAAUAAAAAUAAUAAGAAUCAAAUUAAAUCUAAUAAUAAUAAUAAUAAUAAUAAUAAUAAUAAUAAUAAUAAUAAUAAUAAUAAUAAUAAUAAUAAUAAGAUUAGGUUAAAAUAUAAUAAGAUUAGGUUUAAUAAUAAUAAUAUUAGGUUUAAUAAUAAUACAAUAAUAGCUUUUUUAAAAUCUUCUAAUAAUAAUUAAAAAGCAUAAAUGAAAAAGUAAAAGCCAAUACCUAUAAUUAUUUUAUAGAAGAUGAAAAUAGAAAUGUCCAAAAACACAUUAAAAAUUAUAUAAAAAAACAUUUUAAUGAUUAAACAGGAAAUAAAUUCGAAGGUGAAAAUAAUUUAUAAAUAGAAUUUACUCCGGAAUAAAUGCGUUAAUAAAUCAACGAUUUAUUCAAAACGACAGAAGGAGAUGGUGUAUAAAGCAUAAUUGACCGUAUUAGAUUUUACGAAAAGCAAGCUGGAAUAAUUGAGUCUUAUCUAGUAUAAAGAAUACGAGAAUCUGAGUAAUUUAUAUCAAUUAAAACAAACACUGCACGUAUUUUACGUCUAGAAAACCAUACACUAUAGAAAAAAAUCCGUCAAUUAUAAAAUCUUCAAUAAUAACUAUAAAAUGACCUAAAUGACGACUAAAAAAAAAGCUCGACAGUAAAAAAUAGUUGUACAACUUAAAAAAAUGAACCUAAUAAUGAAUUAAAUUAAAGCCAAAAUUGUUCAUUGAAUAAAUAAAAAUAAAAUUAAGUUUAAUUUUCAUAAUCAUAAUUAUAGUCUAGGUAACUUUUAAUAGAUAAUUUAAUGACAAAUGUAUAAAAAAUAAAUGAUAUAGAAAGCGAAAUAGCCAAAAUAAAAAAAAAUAUAUAAAAUUAUACCAAUAUAAUAGACAAAAAUAAUAAAAAAAUAUAAGAAAACGAAAGAGAACUUAAUAAGAAAAAAAAAGAGUAUAAAAAUUAUAUUAAAGGAAAAAAAAUCUUUCUCUUUGAAAAUCUCAAAAUAGGAAAAGAUUGCCGAAGUGAAGGACUUGCCUGGAUUAUUCAAAGUAUUUGGAAUUCUGGUGAAAAAGUCUUUGAUUCUUAACUUCCUGAUUUUUUAGAUUAAAAAGCUAAGGAAUUUUUAAUUUUUAGGGCUUAAAAAUCUUAAGAAUUAUAAGAAAUAGUCUCUAUUUUAAAUAUUUCAUUGAAUAUUUAUAAGGCUAAUAUGUUAAUUAGUAAGUAUAUGGAUUCAAUAGAUGGAUUUGUAAUAGAAGAUAUUUAUAAAACUGAUAAUAUAUAGAAUAGCUAAAUAGAAAACAAUUUCUAGAAUUAUGAUUUGAAUAUUAAUUUAGGUAAAAUUAAUGUCAGUUAAAUCAAGUAUGAAGAAACUAUCAAAAGAAAAAUCGAAAAAAUGGAUGAUAUAGAAGAUCUUACUUAAGGAAUCGAAAAUAGUUAGAAAAAUAUCAUUUAAAGAACUCUAAAUGAGUUAAAUACUUCCAAAUUAACUACUAAUGAUAUUAUAUAUAAUGAGACUUAAAAAAAUAUUAAACUUCUUAUUAAAAACUCGAAAUUUAACUUCUAAUAAUAGUUUAUAUAAUAAAUUGAAAAUACUAUAGAUUAAAAAAGUAAUAAUUAAGUUUAAAGCAACUAAACUAAUUAAAAUUUUAUUUAUGAGAAUAAUGCAAUUAUAAAGAAAUAUGAAAACAGAGAAGAAUUUGUUAAAGAAUAUGAAUCACUUUCUAAAAAAAUAGAAGAAAAAACUAAAAUGAUUAAAAAGUAUGAAGAUGAGGAAUUAUAAAGAAUUAUUAAAGAAUAUGAUUUUAAAUAAUAUAAAAAAAGAAUGGGAGUACCUUGUUCUACUGUUUUAUGCGCUUUAUUCGGAUGUUAUAAAGCGGAUCGUGAGUUAAUAAGAAAUGGGAUGACUAAAUAAUGA